AUGGCAUCUAUUUGCGAGACAAGAAUGAAGUUGGCAACUUGCUCAUUUGUUAAAGUCGACGUCAGCGUCAGAGUCGACAUCAGCGUUAAAGUCGACAUCGGUAUCGAUGUCAGCUUUGAAGCCAGUGUUAGCGUCGAAAUCGGUGUCAGUGUUAAAGUCGGCGUCGACAUCGAAGUCGGCAUCAAAGUCAGUGUCGGCAUUAAAGUCGGCGUCGGUGUCAACGUCGACAUCGAUAGAGUGCGAGCAUUGGACGUAGUGUUGAAGAAGAUGAGCGGAGCAAGGAAGAAGACGAGCAACGGGAGGCGGAAGACCGAGAUCAAGAGGAUUGAGAAGGAACAAGCGCGGCAGGUGUGCUUCUCCAAACGCCGCGCCGGCCUCUUCAAGAAGGCCAACGAGCUCUCCCUCCUCUGCGGCGCCCAACUCGCCGUCGUCGUCUUCUCGCCUAGCGGCAAGCCCUUCUCCUACGGCCACCCCUCCGUCGACUCCAUCCUCGACCGCUUCUCUUGCUGGCCUUCUCCUCCUCCUAGCUGCCUUCUGCCACCGCACCCGUUCGUCCACCCCGUGAUUCACGCGCUCUGCCGCCAGAAGUCGGAGCUUAGGGAGCAACUCGAGGCGGAGAGGAGGAGGAAGGUGGCACUCGAAGAGGUGCUGCGGCGGCCUCGGGGCCCUGUGGCGGACCUGUUGAACGAGGACCUGGAGGAGCUGGGCCUUCCGGAGCUUGAUAAGUUGCGGACAGCGCUGGUGCAAAUACGAGCGGAGGCGGUGAGCAGAGCGGAGCAACUGGCCAUGAAGACUUUACAGGCGAUGAGUACGUCUGUAGUUCCCAGAAUCAGCUCAAACGCCGGUGCAUUGGUUGCCGCCGCCCCGGCGGCAGGGAGCGCGGGGGCUCCAACGGGUUUUGCCUACAUGCCGCCCUACGUCUAUCGCUUGGUCUAG
Molecule: messenger RNA, 936 nt
Organism: Zingiber officinale
Lineage: Eukaryota; Viridiplantae; Streptophyta; Magnoliopsida; Zingiberales; Zingiberaceae
Product: agamous-like MADS-box protein AGL61
Exons: 3
Coding region: 1-936 (311 amino acids)
Biological process (GO): positive regulation of transcription by RNA polymerase II
Molecular function (GO): protein dimerization activity; DNA-binding transcription factor activity, RNA polymerase II-specific; RNA polymerase II cis-regulatory region sequence-specific DNA binding
Source: RefSeq, a predicted model, not a curated record